Molecule: messenger RNA, 4268 nt
Organism: Ilyonectria robusta
Lineage: Eukaryota; Fungi; Ascomycota; Sordariomycetes; Hypocreales; Nectriaceae
Exons: 1
Coding region: 31-4215 (1394 amino acids)
Source: RefSeq, a predicted model, not a curated record
CGUCCCAGGCUUCCCACUACACCAGUUACCAUGAGUUCCCUGCUACUCCCCGUCAAGUUGGAAUGCUUCGUCUUCAACGAGGACGUUUGCAGCGGCGCCGACAACGAGGCCAAGAUUGCACCGCUAGCUCAGCCAAAUUAUGCGCUGCUGCAGUACGACAACCACUUCCUCUCCAACGACGUGCUACGCCAUGUCGACCUCCACGCGGCCUCGCCAGCGUCUACAAACAUGCGCUUCACCGACCUCGGCACCAACCUGCCUCGCCUGAAGCGCCAGGGCGUCUACGUCCACUGGACAAUCCCACGGCCGUACCGAGUAGCGGCCACCCAGACGCAGGAAAAGGCCCCAGCAGGCCUGCCGGAAGGUACUGCUGUCCCAGGUGAUAAAGACUAUGGCAAGCCCAAGACAAGUCAUUCCCACGAUCCGACUGUGCCCAGCUACUAUGACGUUCCCUCGCGCUGGCUUGUCGUUCGCCACAUCGCAGACGAUAAAUCCAUCUUCCCCGAGAGCGCAAGAGGCCUCGUGCCCGAGUUCCGUGCGUGGGUCGUCGAGAGUGACGUCUGCAGGUCCAUCGACGACCUAGACCAAGAUGUAGACGUGCAGACGGACGUGUCACCGUACAUAGCGCCAGAGUCUAGAGUCGACGGUAGUGUCGAGGUCGACAUAGAGGCACAGGCAGAGGUCUUUAUCGGCCAACGCUUCCCGGCUGAGACGUGGUCUGAGAAUGCAAAAACGAACCGAGUCCGUGUCAACUUGUUCAACAGCUCCAACCAGCUCUUCGCCGACUACCAGCCGCACAACGGAAACGUCUUUAGCAUGCUGGACCGGUUCGAGUACCAGGAUGCCGAGAACAAGGAGCAGUGUCUGACGGCAGCCAAAGCUUCCUACUAUGCCAUCGGGUGGCAGCCAGACAUUAAUCGAGACCUCUUUGUCCCUCCAGCAAACCAAGGGGACCAAGAUGGUUCAACUCGCCCGUCUAAGCUCCGCUUGCUAAACAUGGUGCUCGAGGCCGACGGCCAUGCCUCUACAGAAGACUGGAGCAAGGAUAAGGAGCCCGGGAGAACCCUCUGCCAUGGUGCCAUGUACGACGUCGAAUGGAACGCUCGGGGAAAGCCCUCCAACGUGCCCGCAGACAAGGCGUGCGCGCACCUCAUGAGGAAUUCUCCCAUCGCCGUGGGGACGACGCCCAUGGACGCCAUCAUGGCCUACGUCUCUGGACACAGCAAGUCUUCCGUCGGUGACGUUCGCGACCUUGAGAUGGUUCUGCUCAAGCUGCAGACCCUCCUGCUGGAUCGUGAUGAGGGCGUCGAGCCGCAACGUCGGGCUGCCGACGUCCUCAGUAACCUCAACUUCCAGCGCGAGGAGGGAGGAAAGAGAUAUUUCCUCUCGGACCCCAAAGAUGAUUCCGCGGGGACCACCAGCCCUGGGGACACGUACAAACCGACCGCAGACGAGUUGACGGCGCUGUCGGUCCUGAAUGAAAAGCAGCGUCAGAUGGAUACCCUGUCGCGGUCGCUGAGGAAACGCCAGUGGGAUCUGUUUUCUCUCUGGUGGAAGGUACUGACAGACAACAACGCCGCCUUCAAUAGCAGCAAGUACAAGACGUCCAGGGAGGGCAUCACGAAGCACAUUGGGGAUCUCCACCGCAAGAUCAAGGCCAUAGAGGACGAGUUGAAUCUGAGUGGUGUCAAGGUGCAGAGUGGCACUUGUCAGCCAUUCCACCAAGCCGGAGACCCUACAGUCCUCGUUGCCGGGGUCGAGUCAGGUUGGCCAGUCGACUUUCUCGACCCGCUCAAGGUCAGGCUGCGCCAUCAGAUUCUGGGGGCCAUCAAGGACAACGAGCUUGUUACUCCCACUCUGCCUCAAGAUCUUGGAGAUAUCGUCGAGAGGCUCGACGACGCCUGGAAAACCGACGUGCGGCUCCUCCUGUCUGAAUUCCUGGCCCUAAAGUCCGACCAGGACCGGGAGCGCAAGUUCGAGAAGCCCGCACUACGCCCUCUCUAUCAUGACAUAGACCUGAGAACUGUUCCUUUCGAAGAUGAGAAGCCAAAGGUGGCGGAUGUGGUUCGCUGGCGUGACAGGUGGCACAGCACGCAGCCGUGGUCUCCUCUCUACCUCGAAUGGGAGGUGGAAUUUGUGCACAUCCCCUUUGACUUCUGGGAGUUGGAUAAUGGCGACUUGACUGCCACUCCAGCCGUGGAUCCUAAGCUCCGAUACCAUAUCAAGACCCAGUCUCUCGGCGAGGGAGGCGUCAAGGACACGAGGAAGCUUUCUGGUAGAGUCUUGAUGUUGCCGCAGCCAACGAAGUCGCUCCAAGACAAGAUUGAGCAGCUCUUUGCCGACACGCCGGCUCCCAUGCCCAAAGACAUGGCAUCCGAUCGCAAACUCGUGCUGGCCAACAUCGACAAGUUGAGCCUCAUAUCGGCCCCUCUGGCUGGCUUUACCAACCACCUCAUCACCAGACAAGGAGGAACACACGUGAAGCCGACAUACCGGCAGCCGAACCGCGACGGAGACGGCGGUAGCCUCCCCCAGGUCAUUCCCGAAGCCAUCAACAAGGCCAGUCAUGGAGAAUUCAGCGGAGCCGACUUGAUACUGAUGGGCCUGGAGACGGAUCUGACUCCGUACGGGACGGCCGUCUCGUUCUCGGCCAACGGAGAAAACCCAUUCAAGCCUGUCACACACGGUCAGUUCUGCUUCUCCAAGCUCAACAUUGUGGACAAGUUUGGCCAGGCCGUGCAUGCCAUCUCACCCAAGGCCCACGGCGACAAGAAGAUCCCCAAACUAUACACCAGCGAGUAUCUGCGAGCUCAGCAGCUGCUACAGCUGCCCGCUUCAGGCCCGCCCCCUGAGGGUGGGCGCGGCGAUGCUUCGCUCGUGAGGAGCGAGUUUGCCCAGAUUCCUCCGCAGAUCAACCAGCUCGCACGCAUCAACGCUGAGUUCGUCACGCUGCAUCAGCCUGCAGGCUCGGAUUAUGCGCCCUACUGGAAGCCGGUUGGACAGGCGGGCGAGCCUGUUUGGGGCUGGGUCAUGAUCAAUUAUGCCAACUCUGGCUUGCAGUUCUUUGCCAGUGACGGAAGGUUUUACAGAGAGGUCAGGUUCGGAGGGCCCACGGGCAGCAUGGCCUCUCCCAACUGGAUGCCAGAUCGGACAGGCCUCGAUCCCAAGACAGAUCCCGCGCUGAAGCAACUAGAAGGGUUGCUUGAGACUCUAAAGGACGAGCACUAUCUCAAGGCCUUCAUCCGUAUCAUCAACAAAGCCAUGGGGCACAUGCUUCCGGCCCCAGGGGCAUUUUCCGAAUUCAUGAGCGCCAUUGUCGGCCAGCCCCUUGCUCUGGUCAACAUGGGUUGGUCCAUCGAGCUCGCUACCGAGGCAUACACGAGCCACGCCUCCCUUGGGGGCACUUUCAUGCGCAAGAGGCUCACGCCAGACCCAGACUUUGAGGAAUCCCACACGCCCGAGGAUCAACUGUACAAGUUCCAGGUGAAGCUGGGAGAUGAGAAAAAGGCCUACGACGGGCUUGUCGCAUACUGGAACGCAAAGCGAGACCCAGUUGUGGGUGACGGCCUCGAUCUGGGGACGCUAUAUACGUACUAUAUAGAAAAGGAAGAGGGCCAAGUCCCCAAUGCUGAUGAUCCCUCAAGACUAAUCAGCAAUGCAAACUUUCCCAGCUUCGAGCCCUACUACCUCGACCCCACCGAAGGCAAAGCCGCGGAUCAUGAGAUCCGGCACUGCCGGAAACUGCACGGCUUUGGCGCUCUCAUUGACCCCUUCACGGCCGUCCACGGGUACAGCAGCAUCCUUCCGGUGCGGGAGCUGAAGCUGUCUCCGUGGAUGUGGGAAAAGGCGUUCCGCAACAUGAAGGCCUUUUUCCACAUGGGGCCGCUGAUCAUCACGACGGACCUAGUGAUGCCCAACGCAAAGCCUCCAGCUGCAGACGGAGAGGAGGUUGCGGCUGCAGAAGUAAAGGCUACGGAUCCAAAGCCCAAGCCGGAGCCGUCCAAAGUCAAGCUUCCGACCAACAGCCUGGCGGAGUGGGAGUGGCUACAACCGCACAAGGUAGGCGAGGAAGCCUUUCCCGAGUCGGUGCGCGUCGAGAGCUUCGGCGUUGCCCCCGUGGAUCAGACACCCCGGUUUGAGCCGAAUCCCUACACUGCUGUCGAGGGAUACCUGCGUCUCAAAGGUCCUAGCGUGGCAAAGGAAGCCUCUAAGUGAAGUCGAGUCAGGGAGUUAAUUGAGAAAGUAAUAAAAGAGGUAGCUCAUAUGAG